This is a messenger RNA of Castor canadensis (American beaver), 793 nucleotides long. The record is from RefSeq and is a predicted model, not a curated record. Lineage: Eukaryota; Metazoa; Chordata; Mammalia; Rodentia; Castoridae.
CUUCGAGAAAAAUAUGGAGAUGUGUUCACAGUGUACCUGGGACGGAGGCCUGUGGUGAUGCUGUGUGGAACAGAUGCCAUACGGGAGGCCCUGGUGGACCAAGCUGAGGCUUUCUCUGGCCGGGGGACAAUUGCCACUAUUGAGUCAAUCUUCCAGGGAUACGGUGUGAUCUUUGCCAAUGGGGAACGCUGGAAGAUCCUUCGGCGCUUCUCUCUGGCUACCAUGAGGGACUUCGGGAUGGGAAAGCGGAGUGUAGAGGAGCGGAUUCAGGAGGAGGCUCAGUGCCUGGUGGAGGAGCUGCGGAAGUCCAAGGGAGCCCUCCUGGACCCCACCUUCCUCUUCCAGUGUAUCACCUCCAACAUCAUCUGCUCCAUUGUCUUUGGAGAACGAUUUGACUAUAAGGACCGUCAAUUCCUGCGGCUGCUGGACAUGUUCUAUCAGACUUUUACACUUAUCAGCUCCUUCUAUGGCCAGAUAUUUGAACUCUUCUCUGACUUCCUGAAGUACUUUCCUGGCACACACAGGCAAAUCUAUAAAAAUCUGCAGGAAAUCAAUACUUUCAUUGGCCACAGUGUGGAGAAGCACCGUGCAACCCUGGACCCCAGCUCCCCAAGAGACUUCAUUGACUCCUACCUGCUGCGCAUGGAGAAAGAGAAGUCCAACGUGCACACUGAGUUCCACCACCAGAACCUCAUACUUACCUUGCUCUCGCUCUUCUUUGCUGGCACCGAGACCAGCAGCACCACUCUCCGCUAUGGCUUCCUGCUCAUGCUCAAGUACCCUCAUGUUGCAG